Messenger RNA from Fraxinus pennsylvanica, 324 nucleotides. NCBI's taxonomy places the organism in Eukaryota, Viridiplantae, Streptophyta, Magnoliopsida, Lamiales, Oleaceae. The record is from the annotation of a GenBank genome assembly.
AUGGCCAGUCUGUUUAUGUACAUCAGUUGCCCUCAGCUCAAAUUGAACUUAUCAGAAAGUGAAAAGCAACAGAGAGGAAAGACUUUUACACUACAUGCUGCAAAAUCUGGUGGCUUCUCAUUGAAAUCAAUCACGAGUAGGUGCCAAACAUGUAGAGGCAAAGGUGCAAUAGAAUGUUCAGGAUGUAAGGGAACAGGAAAGAACAAAAAGAAUGGGAACAUUUUCGAGCGCUGGAAGUGCUUUGAGUGCCAAGGAUUUGGACUCAAGAGUUGUCCUGUUUGUGGCAAAGGAGGAUUGACCCCAGAACAACGCGGAGAAAGAUAA